UCUCGGCGGUUUCAUAAUAAGAAAGAUGGCGGUGCACUUCGCGCUAUUUUAUGUUUUGAAAUGUUUGCAUCAGUCACCGAUGAAUCAUAACUAAUACAUGAGCAUUUCCGUGACAUUUCUUUCUUUCACGCACAAGGAAGCAAACUGCCUGUGAUCCACAUCUGGGCUGAUAUAAGCAUUCAAUCAUGUCAGCUAAAACUGAGGCAGCUGGACAGGUCCUAACCAGAGCAGUGAAAUACGACAACGAAGAAAAAUAUGCAGAGUCCUUGAUAUGUUAUCAGGAGGGGAUACAGCUGCUGCUGGACGCGCUGCGCUCCAUCACCGGCGACGGCAAGCGGCAGAAGCUGCGGCAGAAAAUCAGCGAGUACAUGGACCGUGCCGAGGUGAUCAAGCAGCGUGUCGAGCAGCUGAAGGCCGCUGGCUCCUACCACGAGCAGAUCCACAUCGAGAACAACUCGACGGGCCACAGCUACGAGCGUCUGUUCGCGCGCUUUCUCGACGACGACGUCGGCGUCGUCGAGGUCGAGGACCCGUACGUGCGCACGCCGAACCAGAUCUACAACCUGCUGCGCUUCUGCGAGCUCGCCGUGAAGCGCUGCCCGAACCUCGGCAAGGUGUCGCUGAUCACGGGCCAGGAGAGUGACCGUGACACCUACCAGCAGCACCAGCGGCUGGAGGAGCUCGCGCACAGCCUCGGCGAGCGCGGCGUGAAGCUCGCCGUGCAGUACUCGGCGACGCUGCACGACCGCGAGAUACGCGUCGACAACGGCUGGAUCAUCCAGAUCGGCCGAGGGCUGGACAUCUACAAGCCGACGGAGAGCAAGUUUGCGAUCGGGUACUGCGACUACGAUCUGCGCAAGUGCCACGAGACGACGGUCGACAUUUUCCACAAGAAAAACGUGAAGAACGGAAAGUGACCGAACUCAACUGUGUGUGUGUGUGUGUGUUAGGGUAUUUGUAGUUUGUGAAAAGAGUUGGUUAGAUUAAGGUACUGCUCAUGAGAUUAAUUUAAAAUCCUAAAUCAAAAUUUGUUUAAAUAAUUUUGCAUUUAGGAACGGACGAGGAAGUUGUGUUUGGUUACAAUGCAAAAAUAUUUAAUCUGUCAAGUAUAACAAAACAAAGUUAAAGAACCAAGGCAAUGUGAUGUAAACUAUAAAAAGAAUUCAAUGUGAAAUAGUUUUGUAUUAUUUGUUAGACAUUCCAUAUGUGCUUCAGUAUAUGUUCUGGCUUUUUAGAAUAAAUUGUAUAUAAUAUUUAGGGAAAUCGUAGCUCAAUAUCAACAUGCAUAGAUUAUCUUCAUUAUAUUUAUGUAUGGUGCAUUUCAUGUAAUAUAUGUGUAAUAGUGCAAGUGGCUAGAAUAAUCAUAGGGCACCCAUCAUUUGUACUUUUUAUAUGUGUUUCAAUUGAUAAUAAAUUUAAUCACGUAAAUAUGUAUAAUAAAAUA
Messenger RNA from Priapulus caudatus, 1444 nucleotides. Its product is annotated as MIT domain-containing protein 1-like. The record is from RefSeq and is a predicted model, not a curated record. Gene Ontology annotation, cellular component: midbody. Gene Ontology annotation, biological process: midbody abscission. The coding region runs from base 186 to 917 and encodes 243 amino acids. NCBI's taxonomy places the organism in Eukaryota, Metazoa, Priapulida, Priapulimorpha, Priapulimorphida, Priapulidae. The transcript is spliced from 3 exons.